AUGAUUAGCACAUCCACUUCCACACCAACAACAGGAGGUGUUGGACAUUCACAAAAUGCGUCGUUCUCGGAACAACGUCACUGGUUUAAGUUGGAGGCAAAUGAAGAAAGAGUUUGGUGUUGGGAAAUUUUGCAACAGCCAACCUUGCCAUCGUCGGAGAACAACAGCAGCAUGAUUUAUGGAAAUGCAGUUUCAAAUAUUGUACAGCGCGAAGAAGAUGUAAUCAUCAUCAGUGACGAUGGCUUGGUGUUUAAAUCUGACAAUUCAUUUACCAACAAUCAACAAAUGCCACAACUAAAUUCGUACUACAUUAAAAAAGCAGACCUGUGUAAGAUAAUUGAGGGUAAUACUAAUAACGCCAUUUUACUGCUCACGGGCGACGGAAAGUUGUUAAAAUUCAUACGAGAUCAUGACAUGAAUAGUACUUCUCAAAAGCAAAUAGUAAUACAUGACGAAGACAGUGGAGAGCGAACAGUGACGACAAGAGAGUCAACAAGACCCAUCACAAAUAUUCAAUACAAACUGUAUGGAAUUGAGCAUUUCUAUUAUAAUGAGGGUAAAGCCACGUCUGAAGUUGUGGUGAAGGACAUUGACUUUGGAAUGCAUCACGGUAUUGUACUCACGGAGGAUGGAAAAUGUUUUUCAUUUGGAUUCAACUAUUAUGGAUGUCUAGGUCAUGAUUAUUACACCAAAAUAGUGGACACUAGCACUCAAUCAGAAACUGUGAGCUAUUCUGAACGACCUUACUUCAUUCAGACCCUCUCCAAAUUUGUUGUGAAACAAGUAUGUGCUGGAGAUUAUCACACUAUUUGUGUGACUGAAGACGGAAGAGUUUUCAGUUUUGGGUUGAACCAGCAUGGACAGCUUGGUACAGGAGACACCAUUGACAGAUACUAUGCUUCUCCAGUCACAAAGUUAAUGAAGCAAAAAAUCGAGAAGGUGAGCUGUGGAUCACAAUUUUCACUUGUGCUUUCUGAGGAGGGACAGGUCUUUGGAUUUGGAUCGCCUAAAUAUAUCUGCCAAACGAACGAAGAAUGUAGCAGUCCAACUCUAUUGGCUUUGUUCGAUAAUAUUCCAAUUGAUGACAUUCGUAGUGGAUCUUAUUACUCCAUUGCCAUCUCAAGAAAUAAGGACAUUUUUUUAUGGGGAGAAUACAUUCAAGGAAAAGUUUUACUACAACCCGUUACACUUAAUCGAAUACUACCAACUGACCAGACGUUGUCUGCACUUUCUUGCUCGAGCACAUUUCUAUUUUUCUCAACCUCUAACACACUUUCUAAAAAAGAUAUUUUACUUAACAAUAUCAAGGAUUUAGAAAUGAACGUAAAAAAAGAAGCUCUUAUUCUGAAAGAGAGAACCCAACAUUUGAUUACAAUAACAAAAGAGCUUGAAAAAUAUUCGGAGGAAUCUAAAGAGUCAAUAGUGUCAUUGUCCAUGAGUUACAUGAAUCUUGUCAACAGCAGAAGUGACAACGCAUUUACACUUUUACUGAACAAGAGCAAAGAAAUCUACAAUUCUCUCAUCUACUUCAGCGGAGAUAUGACAGAGAUUAAUGCAUCUUUGAGUGUGUUAAAUGUUCAAAUCAAAGAGUGGAACAAGCAAAAACACGAGCUGUCACUCACACUCUCGGCCUUAAUGAACAAGUAUAAUUCCGUUUUUUCAACGUCAGGUAGCCAGUCAGAAGCCGAAAAGACUGUGAGAAGCUCUCUAAAUACCAUAUUUAAGCAUAACACCUCCUCUGCUGAUAAGGAAGCUCUAACGCAAUCUCUUGACAAAAUUUAUACUUUUCGAGAGGUGAUACAAGAACAGUCGAACACUGCUAACGUUAUUGAGGAAGCUCUAAAUAAUGAACUUACUGAGGAAGAUCUUGAUUUUGAUCAAUUUGACAAAGAAAUUGAAAUGCAUGCAAAUAACUACAAUUCGGAGAGCAUUGGCGAUGUGUUAGAGUCGUACGAGCAAGACUUCUUUUUGUGUAUUGAUGAUUUUACGUCGAGAGCAGAAGAAAAGUUGAAUGUAAUUGGCAAAAAGACCGAUCGAGUAUUUGGCAAGACAAGCAUGCUUAGUAACCAUUUGAAAAACACAAGCUCCAUUGUUACUGAUAUCCUUUCUCUCGUUGGAAAAGAAAGUGACGAGAGAAUGGUAGAUAAUUUAAAGCAAAUUCUAGACUCAGUUUAUUUAUUUCAACUAGAAGCAAAACAAAAAACCAAAGAAAACGAGUUUCUUAAAUCGGAGCUCGAAAAGUCAAGAAAGUUAGUGGGAAGUAUUGAGCUCAAAAACAACGACUUGCAAGCUCAUAUCGAUGAACAAUCGAAGGGACAGUCAGAGCUUUUAAAGCAAAUUACCUUGUUAACAAAACAAGUACAGACUUUAUCUUCACCUAAAGAGCAACCUCUGAACAAUUCUGACUCUUUCUUACAGUCAAGAAUUGAAAAAUUAGAGGAAACCAAAGAAAAUCUUCACACUGAACUAAGUGCAAAAAACAAUGAAAUUAGAGAAUUGGAAAAAAAGAUCAGUAAUAUGGAGCUUAAAUUUAACCAGGAACGUUGGGAGAAAGAGACCUUGUUAGAGGAUAAGACAAGAAUACAAACGACUUUAAAUAACAUGUCAGACCAGCUGUCCCAGGUGGAAACAGACAAUUUAAAGCAACUCGACGAAAUCUUAUCGUUAAAGACGCUCAUAUCGAAUCUCAAAGGAGGAAUUGAAAAUUUGCUAUUCCAAAUUUCAGGUGAAUUGAAAAAGUUCCAAAUUGAAUUACCUCUCACUGAAUCUGGAUCAAGCAUUGAAGAUUUAUUUGUUAGUUUGAAACAACAUACAAGAUCUCUGAUAGACUUUACUGAACAAUCGUUGGGCGAAAAGGAAAUUUUACGUAAAGAAUUGUACCUUCAACUCUCCAACAGCUAUGGAAAGCAAAAAGAAAAGACAGAGAUGAAAUCCAAAGAAAACAAAGAUUUGAAUGACAAGCUUCUUUGGUUACAGGCUCAAUUGUCGAUUAAGGACUCUGAAAUUAAUAGCCUCAAAACAAAUUUAGAGUCAAUUCAUACAGCAUGUGAAACUUAUGAGGAAAACUACAAACAAAUGGAAAUGAAAUAUUUGCAUGAGAAAGAGGAACGUCAAAAGAGUAAGCAACUCAUCGACGAUCUAAAAGAAAAACUAAGAAUAUGCUCUCUCGAAUAUAUGGAUAUGAGAAGUGCAUGCGAGACCUUAACCUGUGAUUUAGCCGAAGCCAAGCAAGAACAUGAAUUUUUACUGGGAGAACUCGACGUCUAUGUCAAACAGAUGAAAGAGAGAACAGACAUUUCUUACCUGUUGGCUUCAGAACUGGAUCGGCAGAUGAUUCAAAAAGCAACUAUAUUCAAGUUGUUUUCAGACUCUAAGAAGGUGAUUCACGAGAUGAAUCAUCUUCUAACAAGUAGACCUUCAGAAGAGGAAUCCAGUCAAACACUUACAAACGUUCGUAUACUCGAGGAGCUUUUUGAAUCCUAUCCCAACACACAAGCUUCAGAAAAAACGGAAAUCUCAAUUCUCUCGCAUUGUGAAGACAUGGAUACACUUUCAGAGUAUUUGCGACAACAUGUCGGCUCGUAUUCCAUGGUGGAAGCCUUCUCAACAUCGAACGAAGUUUUAAAAGAAACUCAAACCAAACUCUCUUCAUUCAUAUCGAGUACGCAAACAUAUAUUCAUGAUUUAGAGAAGGACAUUGGUGUCAUGAGAAACACAUUACAGGACAUUCUCAAUCAUAUUGUCUGUGCUACAAACAUGAGCAAUACGACUACAGCAAGCAUAUUGCAACAAGCAUCAUCACCCCAUUCGACAAGCAGUGGUGGCGCCGUUGGUGGAAAUGUGCUUCGACCCUGA
Naegleria lovaniensis is the source of this 3855-nucleotide messenger RNA. RefSeq lists its product as uncharacterized. The transcript is spliced from 4 exons. NCBI's taxonomy places the organism in Eukaryota, Heterolobosea, Eutetramitea, Acrasida, Naegleriidae. Bases 1 to 3855 code for a protein of 1284 amino acids. The record is from RefSeq and is a predicted model, not a curated record.